AUGAUUUCUGAACGUAAAGCUAUGGAUGCUGGCAAGCGUCCUGCCUUCCACGACGGCCAUGCAGCACCGCUGAUCCAAAUCCUCGCCUGGCUGUUCCUAGCUUUCUCCACACUAGCUGUUGUAGCGCAAUUCGCGACGAAGAAAGCCAUGUCUAGGCGACUGGUAGCUGCGGAUUUUGUUCUGUUAGCGGCUCUGGUGUUGUCGGCGGGACAAGCCGCGACGCUUCUCAGUCCUGCUGGUCAGGCCAUCGGUAACUUACAGUCUGACCUUACGACAGAUCAGAUUGAUGGAGCCUGGAAGGUAAACGAGAUUCUUAGCGUUCUCACGAUCGUUGCCGCCAAAGGCUCGCUACUCGUCUCUCUGACGUUGGUGACACCCGUUGCUAGUCAUCAGAGGAUGAUGUAUGCCACUGGGGUUGUGACGCUGCUUUGGGGGUUUAGUGCCGUUUUUCUCAUCGCCUUCCAGUGUCCGUCACCACGAAGAUGGGAUAUAACCAACCCAGAGUGCAUAGAUCUUCGCGCCGUACGAACCUACAAUGCUGCCAUGAACAUUAUAACCGACCUUGCCCUAGCCAUCGUACCUACAAUGAUGGUGCUACCGCUGCAAAUCACAUCCGAUAAACGCCUUACACUAAUCACAGGCUUCUGGUCACGCAUAGCGUAA
Molecule: messenger RNA, 663 nt
Organism: Alternaria triticimaculans
Lineage: Eukaryota; Fungi; Ascomycota; Dothideomycetes; Pleosporales; Pleosporaceae
Exons: 4
Coding region: 1-663 (220 amino acids)
Source: RefSeq, a predicted model, not a curated record